GGUUUAUUUUCAUUUUCGCCCUCAAAGGAAGUUUCUCUUGUUACUCUUUAUUAUUCAUUUAUUAAUUUUCUCUGCAAAAACUGAUCUUGUGCACCAAACCGUAGGUGGUACAGACCUAAAAUUCAGUAGUACUGGUCAGUACUAAACUAAAGAUUUAUACGGAAGAUUCUUAGGAUGUCGCAAAGCUUGGGUUGUGGUCAUACGUAGUGGGUGGGGCUCAUAUUACAUGAUUGUUAUUUGCGCAUGCGCGGAGGAUUGAAUCGCGCGGUAACAUGUUUACGCAUGCGCAGUAAAGAGGCACCGCACAUCUCCGAGUCACUAGGUGGCGGUAAUGCGCUACAAAUCUGUGGCGCAUCGGAUGUAGGAGAUGAAGAAAACCGACCAAUAAGAGACGGAGAAGAAGCGUUAAAAUGGCGUAAGUGAUCAUCUGAAGAGGCGCCUGCGGGUGGUGCUAAGGUAACCACUUAACUUGGAGGAAAGCGUGUGAAGCAGUUCAAGGUGUAGCUGGUGUUUUUGAUGCAUGAGGAAAUGGCACUAGCAGAGUUCAUGCUGAUUAGCCCCCAUGAUGCUGACCUUCAGCAACAACUCCACACCUGAGCCCUUGGCCAGAGCUGUGCCCAUAAGUGUCUAGGUUCGUCACAGUAACUCAGUCUCCGGUAACAUGCGCACCGGUGAAGCAGAACGUUCUGGUACGUGACAAGAUGAGGUCCUCAUCUGCCAUCUUGGAGUUCAUGUCCAUGGACCCGCCCAUCUUCCGCUCAGAUGAGGACUCGCUCGAGCUUCACAUGGUGCGGCUGGAACUGGAGGAUGUGGAGAAGCAGAUCCGCGGCCUACUCGACAAGCAGGCCCAGCUGCUGGAGCGACAAACUGCGCUGGAAACAUCUUGUGCCUCUGCCCACAUAUCCAAGGUAAGCACACAGCGUGGUAUUUCCACUCCCAGCCCCUCUACGCCGUGUGUUUCUCUGUGCAGGGACCGUGCACCUAGGACUUUCCCAGCCGUGGUCUCCAUCACGCUGGCGCCAACACACCUCGGGCCUUGGGUGAACCAGCGGCGAAAGGCGCGGGCUGGACCCUCUCCACCUCCGGUGUUCGAGAUUCCAACCAGGAACCGCUUCGCCCCUCUCCGCCAGACCAGACCCAACGCUGUGAUCGUCGGGGACUCCAUUGUGCGGAACGUCCGUGUAGCCUCAUCUAAAGGUAAGGUGCGCACACACUGUUUUUCUGGUGCUUGUGUCCUUGAUGUCGCUGCGCAGGUAUCCGGGAUCCUGAAGAAGGACUGGCGCAUUGGAGCGGUUGUGCUGCACGCGGGGACGAACGACACCAGGCUGCGGCAGACGGAGGUACUGAAGAGGGACUUCUCCAGCCUGAUCGAGACGGUACGAGGCAGAUCACCCACCGCGAAGAUCAUCGUCUCUGGACCUCUUCCCACAUACAGACGUGGAGCAGAAAAGUUCAGUAGACUUCUAGCAUUAAAUGAUUGGUUAGUCUCUUGGUGUAAUGAGCAGAAUCUGGUGUUUGUCAAUAACUGGAAUCUGUUCUGGGAGCGUCCUAGGUUGUUUCGUCCUGAUGGCCUGCACCCCAGCAGCCUUGGAGUGGAACUGCUUUCGGACAACAUUUCCAAGGCGCUACACUCCAAGUGACUGCCUACCUCUCUGCUGCCUGACAAAAUUCUUCACUGUCAACAUGGAGACAGCAGGACUGUUUGACUGGCAACAGGCGAUCACGGUUCAAGGCCAUCUAGUAGGUGAGCAACAACAACAAAUGGUCAAGCUCAAUGCCAAGCUCACACAGCUAUCAACCAUACGGUCUAUACCCGUUUCAACAAUGGUGAAAAUAUACCCCUCAGCUCCCUCUCUCAUUGCCUGCCCUUGUUCUACUCCUGUGUGGAUUGUGUUUUUACUGUGCCAAUGACCAGCACUGAGUCUCUCGGUGUCCAGUACGUCCAGCUCAAUGACACCCACCACCCACAAAGGAGCAGGUCCCAACUCAGGAGUUGGGGCAGUGCUCUCACAAAAAUUCAGAGAAAAGCCCAAACUGCACCCAUUGAAUUUCUUCUCAGAAGAACUCAUUCUGAGUCAUGCUUCCCAGAUCCUUUAGUGAAAUUUUGGGGUUUGUGGAGACUUCUUUUUUGCGUUAGAUGAUCUGCUUUUGAGUUGAAUUUGCUGGGAUGGCCAGGCCUGGACAAAUUGUCAGUCAUUUGGGCUCUGCGCCACUUGUAGAUUAUAUUCCUUACAGUGGAAUCAUGUAUUUCAAAUAAUUUGAUCUUUUUAAAUCUCUUUCCAGAAUCAUAGACAUCCACAAAAUUAUUUCUGAAGGCCUUACAGAUCUCUUUAGAGCUUGACAUGAUGACACCACACACCUCAAUAGCAAAGGGAACACCAGACACUAGAUAUGACAUGACAGGUGUUUAAAUAAGACUGGUUCCACCUGCACUCCCUAAGCAGGUUCUGAUCACUGUCAAUCAAUCUUGAACACCUGACUAUAAUUUUAUGGAUUUGAAGGUGUGAUAAAUGUAGGGGUGUUCUUACUUUUUCCAUGUGACUGGUCUAUUGUUGUGUUUUUUUUUUUUGUUUUUUUUUUAUAUUGUGAAAAUUACUACAAAAUGUUAAUUUUAUGUGUCAUUUGUUAGAGUGUUUCAACUUUAUUAAUAGGCACUGUUUCAAAGAGGAUCAAAUGUUUGCUUGUCCAAAUAUGUCCAAAAAGCGCUACAGUUGCCAUGGGGUGUACUUAUUUUUUCACAUGAUUGUAUGUAUAUCGAUCAUUUUAAAUUUCUCCCCUUUUCUAUUUAUAUUACAUAAAAUUGGGCUUAAUUGUUUCAUUUGCAUUUAGUUAUAAGAAACGUUCCAUAGAUCAGUCUAAAAAUGAGGCUAUAGCACAAAUUUUUGUUCCUGUUAUCAUCCUAAGAAAAUAGUCAUCAUUAAAAGGUUUAAAAAAUUGUCAUGACUAAUAUUUUACAAAUAUUUAGCUAUAAUGCAUAUACUGUAUAUUUGAAAUGUACUACUGUGACAAUAUAAGCAUAUUGUGCAUAUGUGUAUAAUUUUUUUUUUUUAUAAUUUCAAGAUGUCCCUAUU
This is a messenger RNA of Ictalurus punctatus (channel catfish), 3071 nucleotides long. RefSeq lists its product as uncharacterized. NCBI's taxonomy places the organism in Eukaryota, Metazoa, Chordata, Actinopteri, Siluriformes, Ictaluridae. The record is from RefSeq and is a predicted model, not a curated record. Bases 702 to 1640 code for a protein of 312 amino acids. The transcript has 5 exons.